Molecule: messenger RNA, 816 nt
Organism: Sphenostylis stenocarpa
Lineage: Eukaryota; Viridiplantae; Streptophyta; Magnoliopsida; Fabales; Fabaceae
Source: the annotation of a GenBank genome assembly
AUGGAGGUAAUUCCCAUAUUCCUUGAUUUGCUCCGGUACAGGGUUAAAGCUCGUCCAUCAGGACUUCAAAGUAUCGAAUUGUCAGAGACUGCAGAAGUGCAAACGGAGGAGCAGCCUAGCCCAACUGAACAAGCUGGAUGCCUCUCGGAACUGAAAACUGAGACUUACAGUGGAGGAUGCGAGUCUUCUCCAUCUGACAGUAGUCCAGAGUUGAUUGUUGGCUGUGAAAACAUGCCUUUGACUGAAAUAAACCCUGGAGUUAAAAGAGAGCAGUCGAAGGAUGUUGAAAUUAUUGAUGUAAAUGCUAAUGACUCUGUCUGUAAUGGUGUUGAAUCAUCUUACAUGCACGGCUCUGAAGCUGUCAAAGAUCUGGGGGAUAUAGAAGAUUUAGAUGGAUCAAAUACAUGCUCAUCUGUUUUAGAAGAGAUUUCAGUCUGCAAGGAAGAGCAAGAUGAUAGUGAUUUGGCUAAGUGGAGUCCUACUUCAUGUUUGCCUAAUGGAUUUUCUUGUGUUGAUAAGAAUUCUUCUGUUUCAAUGGAUUAUGAAAACGCAAGGGAAGAUUCAAAUUCAAAGCAUGUAGAUGUGACUAAAUGCAAGGUAACAGCAAAUGGCUUUGCAAAUCAUAAUAAUAGUUAUGUCAGUGCAAACAAUUAUGAUGAUGUCCCAGUGGAAGACGGGGAUGGUUCUUUUCCCAUUGAAAUGACACCUUCAGCUGAAAAGCAUCAAUUUAAGGGGAGAUUGGCUUCCGACAAUUCUGAAGGUGACAAAGGAAAUGGAGUUAAGAAUGAGCAUCGGAGAAAGAGCAUUGACUUGUAG